Molecule: messenger RNA, 1158 nt
Organism: Fusarium falciforme
Lineage: Eukaryota; Fungi; Ascomycota; Sordariomycetes; Hypocreales; Nectriaceae
Exons: 2
Coding region: 1-1158 (385 amino acids)
Biological process (GO): calcium ion transmembrane transport; intracellular calcium ion homeostasis
Cellular component (GO): membrane
Molecular function (GO): calcium, potassium:sodium antiporter activity; calcium channel activity
Source: RefSeq, a predicted model, not a curated record
AUGGUCAACGGUAACGCCGUCGCCUACAAUGUCGCCACCUUUAUCAGUACUCUAUUCCUGCUUGAAUUUGGCGCCGAUAGAUUUGUCGACCACACUGCUAUCGUUGCCUGCCGGACGGGAAUUCCAGACACGGUAAUUGCGCUGCCUACCGCCGGCGCAGAAUGGGAAGAGCUCGUCGUCGUCAUUGCCUCCCUUGUCCAGGGCCGGCCCUCGUUAGCAGUAGGGAACAUCAUCGGGUCAGCUAUCUCGAACAUCCUUGGCGCCUUUUCGCUCGGGCUCUUAUUCCGUCCUAGGGGCUCGCACGUCAAAUUUGACAGGAGCUCUCGGAUGUACUCGCUCUUCUUGCUUAUUAUCACCACCUUUGUCACGCCGAUCACCUACUUCUCUCACAGGAUUAUCUGGCUGGUUUGUGGUUCUAUCCUGAUUGCGCUCUUUGCGAUCUACCUGGUCUCCAUAGGCUGGGCCAUUAGCCGGGGAAGGCUCACCGCGCCGGAAGUUUCGGACGAUGACAGCAGCGAUGACGAAAGCGACGCGUCGUCGACAAGAUCGACGAGGUCUGCCAGCAGUCGCCGGCGCGAAGCACAGGCGAGCCAAGAGGAGCCUGAGAAUAAUAACGAACUGGGCCAGCAAGUAAGCGGCGGUCCCGAGGUCGCCACAAAUGUGUCAAACUGCCGCAGACGACGAGGCCUGGGAUACCAUAUCGGGUUCCUGGUGCUCGGCUUCUUAGCCAUCUGCCUGGCCGGCUAUGUCCUCUCGCACGCCGCCAUCAAUAUCACGGACGCCAUUGGCAUCUCCGACGUGCUGUUCGGUAUUAUUAUCCUUGCCGUCGCAACCACCCUGCCUGAGAAAUUUGUCGCUGUCCUGAGCGGGAACCGGGGCCACAUAGGGAUUCUUGUGGCUAAUACCGUUGGGAGCAAUGUCUUCCUCCUGUCGCUCUGCCUGGGCAUUGUUAUGAUCGCUAUCUCGGGGGACUUUAAUAGGGGUAACGUCAAUAUCCCUGAGUUAUGUAUCCUCUGGGGCUCUACUCUUGCGCUCACAAUAGCCGUUUGGUACGGUGAAAGGUUUGAUCGUUGGAUUGGAGGAACUAUGUUGCUCGGUUACAUUACUUUCAUGGCCUUGGAGUUCACAGUCAUUCACAAUGUGGCCGAUUCGUCAUAG